Molecule: messenger RNA, 204 nt
Organism: Triticum turgidum subsp. durum (durum wheat)
Lineage: Eukaryota; Viridiplantae; Streptophyta; Magnoliopsida; Poales; Poaceae
Source: the annotation of a GenBank genome assembly
AUGGCGAACCGCGCCUCAACCACCGAUGACCUCCGCGUGAAGAUUUCCGGCGAUGAGAUCCGGCGUUUGCUUCUUCUGCGGGUAGGAGGCGGAGGAUCCAGCGGUGACACCCACGCUAGGGAUGCAGAGGACAUGCAUGACGCGCGAUGCAAGAUGGUGGUCAUGGGUGGUGAUGCGCAUGUGUGCCACUCCAUCCAUGGCUGA